AUGAAUUCUGACUCCAGCUCUGUCUCCAGCAGAGCUUCCUCACCAGACAUGGAUGAGAUGUACCUGAGAGACCACCACCACCAUCAUCACCAUCACCAGGACAGCCGUCUCAACUCCGUCUCUUCCACCCAGAAUGACCUGGUGCAGAAGAUGUCCGGGGAAGGCCUCUCCAGGAACGGCUCCAAGGCCGGAGGGGAAGGCAGCAAGUACAAAAUCAAGAAGCAGCUCUCGGAGCAGGACCUGCAGCAGCUGCGGCUGAAGAUCAACGGCCGCGAGCGUAAGAGGAUGCACGACCUCAACCUCGCCAUGGACGGGCUGCGGGAGGUGAUGCCGUACGCCCACGGACCUUCCGUGAGAAAACUCUCCAAAAUCGCCACCCUUCUGCUAGCCAGAAACUACAUUCUGAUGCUCACCAGCUCCCUGGAGGAGAUGAAGAGGCUGGUUGGGGAAAUCUACGGGGGGCACCACUCGGCAUUUCACUGCGGCACAGUGGGACACUCUGCCGGGCACCCGCCCCACGCAGCAGGCACCGUGCACCAGGUGCACCCCAUCCUCGGCAGUGCCUUGUCCUCCGCCAACACCUCCUCCUCCCUCUCCGCCUCCCUGCCGGCCAUCGGUACCAUCCGGCCCCCCCACUCCCUGCUCAAGACCCCCUCGACCCCUCCCGCCCUGCAGCUUGGCAGCGGCUUCCAGCACUGGGCGGGCUUGCCGUGCCCCUGCACCAUCUGCCAGAUGCCCCCCCCGCCCCACCUCUCGGCCCUCACGGCCUCCAACAUGGCCAGGAUCUCAGGGGAGACCAAGGACCUGCUAAAGUGA
Messenger RNA from Apus apus (common swift), 816 nucleotides. It is a transcript of the gene OLIG3, whose product is annotated as oligodendrocyte transcription factor 3. The transcript has a single exon. Bases 1 to 816 code for a protein of 271 amino acids. Gene Ontology annotation, molecular function: protein dimerization activity. Lineage: Eukaryota; Metazoa; Chordata; Aves; Apodiformes; Apodidae. The record is from RefSeq and is a predicted model, not a curated record.